AUGAGCGCUUGGCUUUCCCAAAUCGUACCGGGCAAAGAUUUCAAAUGGAAAACAGUUCGGAAUGAGAGUGAAAUUGAAGAGCUCGAAGAUGGCGAGCCGACCGACUCCCUGCUGCAUGAGAAGCUCUUGCGGCACAAGAUGGGAUACGAGCGGCGAAAGUCGCUCAGCAAGCAGCUUUGGUGGUUCUGUAGCUUACUGCUGAAGACAUUCUUCUUCGGGUCUUGGAUAUUCCUGGCCUUGUGUCUCUGGAUGCAUCGCAAGGACUCAAGCUGUCUGCUUGGGAAUGAGAGAAUAUUUGACGAUAUUCCUAUUCGACAUGAAAUGAAACGCUUCCAGCGCGCUGGCUUUCAUGACGAUCGCCACAAUGACCUCACAGAAUACGAAGGGGCUCCAAAUGCAAAGAACAAUGCGGCUUGGGAGAAGCUUCUCGCAGUUGGCGUCGUUGGGAUCUCCAGCCAUGAAGAUUCGAAGCUACCGAACGGAACCGCGCUGUCAGUGACGAAUCCAUCUGUGCACAUAGUUGAGCUGGAAAUGUUCCAUCAACUCCACUGUUUGAAAUGGCUUCGUGACCGAUACUGGGAGCUUGAGGGUGUUGUGGAGAGCUCCAUGGAUGUCCCGCAAAGACAAGCACAUUCUGACCACUGCAUCGAUUAUCUCCGACAGGUAAUUAUGUGCCAUGGAGACAUCACGCCUAUCUCUUUCGAGUGGAAUAAUGGAAUCGAUGCGUAUCUGGCGCAUCAUAGUACGCCGCAUAUGUGCCGUAAUUUCAACUCCAUCUAUGAGUGGGCUGCGAAAAGGGAUAACACCGGGCUUCGAGCCGAUGGAAACCAUAAGAAUGUGGAUUUGGAAGAGCAUGAGAUGUUUGAUUGA
Messenger RNA from Aspergillus caelatus, 870 nucleotides. Its product is annotated as oxidase ustYa family protein. Lineage: Eukaryota; Fungi; Ascomycota; Eurotiomycetes; Eurotiales; Aspergillaceae. The record is from RefSeq and is a predicted model, not a curated record. The coding region runs from base 1 to 870 and encodes 289 amino acids. Gene Ontology annotation, biological process: mycotoxin biosynthetic process. The transcript is spliced from 5 exons.